UCCUUGUGUAUUUGGCUUUGUGGUGCUGCAGGGCAUCACUGGCUGUCUGGCCUGGUGGCACAGCUGUCAAGCUGUGGAUUGGUCAUGCUGAUUAAGUGCUUCCUGUUUAUUUUCCUGUGGGUGCAUUUGACCAACUGGACAUAGUUAUAGAGAUGGCUGGUUUUCCCUGGAUUAGUAAAACCACAGUUUCCCAGUUGAUGCAUACUUUAGCAAGGCAACCAUUCUCAGUUUAACCUCCAGAAUGACUCGAUUGUCGAUGGAAAACUCAAGCAGUAGUGCAUUUGGUGUAAACCGAUGCAGAGCAAUGUCAGACAGACUGUGUUAAUGCGCAUGUGCAAAUGAAAAGGGGAGUUUCAGGACUGGAAAGUAACUGAAGGCCAAAAUUCCGGGGGUGAAGAAGGAUCGAGUGGUCUGGACCUCCAUCGAUUUAGGAGAGCAGUCCCCUGUCACACCAGCAACCAUGAGUAACAAGGACACUUAUAACAUGUUCGAGAUGGAUGGACAGGACAAGAAGAAGAAGAAAAAGGCGAAGAAGACCGAAAAACUGGAGGGCAUGAAGAAAGAAAUGGACAUAGACGACCAUGAAAUUACAAUUGAAGAACUGGAAUUGAGAUACACCACCAAUGUUACCAAGGGUUUGACCACCACCUUUGCCCGUCAGGUCUUUGAGAGAGACGGUCCUAAUGAACUGAAGCCUCCUAAAGGAACUCCAGAGUAUGUGAAGUUUGCCAGGCAGUUGGCUGGAGGACUGCAGUGUCUGAUGUGGGUCGCAGCUUGCAUCUGCUUCAUCGCCUUUGGAAUUGAACUCUCAAGAGGGAACCUCACCAGCUUUGAUGAUCUGUACUUGGCCAUCACCCUAAUUGCUGUCGUCGUGGUAACUGGGUGCUUUGGUUACUACCAAGAGUUCAAGAGUACCAACAUCAUUGCCAGCUUUAAGAAUUUGGUGCCACAGCAAGCCCUAGUGAUCCGUGAUGGCCAGAAGAACCAGAUCAAUGCCUACGAGUUGGUUGUGGGGGAUUUGGUGGAAAUCAAAGGAGGAGACAGAGUCCCUGCUGACAUUCGCAUCAUUACUGCUCAGGGCUGCAAGGUGGACAACUCAUCUUUAACAGGGGAAUCUGAACCGCAGACCAGGAGUCCAGAGUUUACCCAUGAGAAUCCACUGGAGACCAGAAACAUUGCUUUCUUCUCUACCACCUGUCUGGAAGGUGUAGCUACAGGUGUGAUCAUUAGCACAGGUGAUCGUACCAUCAUCGGUCGGAUUGCCAGCUUGGCCAGCGGUGUUGGCAACGAGAAGACACCCAUUGCCAUCGAAAUUGAACAUUUUGUGGAUAUCAUCGCUGGUCUUGCCAUCUUUUUUGGGUUUACCUUCUUUGUGGUCGCCAUGUUCAUCGGCUAUGCCUUCCUGGAGGCGAUGAUCUUCUUCAUGGCCAUUGUGGUGGCGUAUGUGCCAGAGGGACUGCUUGCUACAGUUACUGUAUGUCUGUCUCUGACUGCUAAACGACUGGCCAGAAAGAACUGUGUUGUGAAGAACUUGGAAGCUGUGGAGACACUAGGCUCCACUUCAGUGAUCUGCUCUGAUAAGACGGGCACCCUGACCCAGAACAGGAUGACUGUAGCUCAUCUCUGGUUUGACAACCACAUCCAUGCUGCUGAUACCACUGAAGAUCAGUCAGGUCAGAGUUUUGACCAGUCAUCAGAGACAUGGCGUUCCCUGGCGAGAAUUGCUACCCUGUGUAACAGAGCUACAUUCAGACCUGAUCAGGAAGGAGUGCCUAUCCCUAAGAGGCUUGUGGUUGGAGACGCAUCAGAGACUGCACUGCUGAAGUUCACAGAGCUCACCGUGGGGAACAUUAUGGACUACCGUAAUCGCUUCAAAAAAGUAGUGGAAGUGCCCUUCAACUCCACUAACAAGUUCCAGCUGUCUAUCCAUGAACUGGAGGAUCCCCUGGACCUGCGCUACCUGUUGGUGAUGAAGGGAGCACCAGAACGUAUUUUGGAGCGCUGCUCUACCAUUUUGUUAAAAGGCCAGGAGCUGCCUCUUGAUGAGCAGGGGAAAGAAGCUUUCCAGACAGCCUACAUGGACCUGGGAGGACUGGGAGAAAGAGUUCUGGGUUUCUGCCAUCUCUAUCUGAAUGAGAAAGAGUUUCCUCGUGGCUACCGGUUUGAGAGCGAUGACAUGAAUUUCCCCACCUCAGGACUGUGCUUUGCUGGCCUCAUUUCAAUGAUUGAUCCUCCAAGAGCCACUGUACCUGACGCAGUGAUGAAAUGUCGUACUGCUGGUAUCAGGGUUGUCAUGGUGACCGGAGACCAUCCAAUUACAGCACGGGCGAUAGCAGCUAAUGUUGGUAUCAUCUCAGAAGGCAGUGAAACGGUGGAAGAUAUUGCCCAGAGGAAACGCAUACCUGUCGAACAAGUCAACAAGAGGGAAGCCCGUGCCUGUGUGAUCAGUGGUGGUCAGCUGAAAGACAUGAGCAGUGAGGAGUUAGAUGAUGCACUGAAGAACCAUCCCGAGAUGGUGUUUGCAAGAACGUCCCCUCAGCAGAAACUGAUCAUUGUGGAGAGUUGUCAACGUCUGGGCUCCAUUGUAGCUGUAACAGGUGACGGCGUGAAUGACUCUCCGGCUCUUAAAAAGGCUGACAUCGGCGUCGCCAUGGGGAUUGCUGGGUCAGAUGCUGCCAAGAACGCCGCAGACAUGAUUCUGCUGGAUGACAACUUUGCGUCUAUUGUCACUGGAGUGGAGCAGGGUCGUCUUAUCUUUGACAAUCUGAAGAAGUCUAUUGCCUACACUCUGACCAAGAACAUUCCUGAGCUGACUCCAUAUCUGAUCUACAUCACUGUCAGCGUGCCUCUUCCUCUGGGCUGCAUCACCAUCCUCUUCAUCGAGCUGGCCACAGACAUUUUCCCCUCUGUGUCUCUGGCUUAUGAGAAAGCAGAGAGUGACAUCAUGCACCUGAAGCCAAGAAACCCUCGUCGUGAUCGUCUGGUAAAUGAAGCACUGGCUGUCUACUCUUACUUCCAGAUAGGAGCCAUCCAGUCCUUUGCAGGUUUUACAGAUUAUUUCACAGCCAUGGCACAGGAAGGCUGGUUUCCACUCUUGUGUGUUGGCCUGCGUUCUCAGUGGGAGGAUGUUAAACUUCAAGACUUGCAGGACAGCUACGGACAAGAAUGGACCUUCACUCAGAGGUUGUACCAGGAGUACACCUGCUACACUGUGUUUUUUGUCAGUAUAGAGAUCUGUCAGAUCUCAGAUGUGCUGAUCAGGAAGACUCGACGUCUCUCUGUGUUCCAGCAAGGCUUCUUCAGGAACCGUGUCCUAGUUACGGCCAUAGUCUUCCAGCUUUGCUUGGGUAAUCUGCUUUGUUACUGCCCUGGGAUGCCCAAUAUGUUCAAUUUCAUGCCUAUCAGGGUCCAGUGGUGGUUUGUUCCUCUUCCUUAUGGUAUUCUAAUCUUUGUCUAUGAUGAGAUCAGGAAGUUAGGAGUCAGAAGACAUCCAGGAAGUUGGUGGGAUCAGGAGUUGUACUACUGAGCGGAGAAACUCUUCUAUCCAUCCACAUGCAUGCACAGAAUGCUGCAGACCUGGAGGAUCUUACUUGAUUCAACAUUCAUCUAUUUUACUUUGUGAUCCAUGUAUUUAUAUCUUAACCUGUCUUUUAAUAUGAACAAAAUAAUAUUCAAGAGUCUGGUAAAAUCCUUUUUAACGAAGAAACAAUCAUUUCUGAAAGUCAUCAGUGAAUAAUUCAUGCAGACUUGUUGUGUUCCAGCUCUUUGGUUGUGGCUGCACUGUAUUUGUACUAAUAAAGACUUUAAGACUGUU
Thunnus maccoyii (southern bluefin tuna) is the source of this 3814-nucleotide messenger RNA. RefSeq names its product potassium-transporting ATPase alpha chain 1. Bases 461 to 3526 code for a protein of 1021 amino acids. NCBI's taxonomy places the organism in Eukaryota, Metazoa, Chordata, Actinopteri, Scombriformes, Scombridae. Gene Ontology annotation, cellular component: membrane. Gene Ontology annotation, biological process: intracellular sodium ion homeostasis; proton transmembrane transport; sodium ion export across plasma membrane. The transcript has 26 exons. Gene Ontology annotation, molecular function: P-type sodium:potassium-exchanging transporter activity; ATP binding; ATP hydrolysis activity. The record is from RefSeq and is a predicted model, not a curated record.